This is a messenger RNA of Carya illinoinensis, 916 nucleotides long. Its product is annotated as 17.6 kDa class II heat shock protein-like. NCBI's taxonomy places the organism in Eukaryota, Viridiplantae, Streptophyta, Magnoliopsida, Fagales, Juglandaceae. Bases 142 to 762 code for a protein of 206 amino acids. The transcript is spliced from 2 exons. The record is from RefSeq and is a predicted model, not a curated record. Gene Ontology annotation, biological process: response to heat; response to hydrogen peroxide; protein complex oligomerization.
UUUCAAUCCUUGGCGAAAAAGCAAACUUAAUUAACUCAUCAUUUUUAAAUAAAUACAACUGCAUCUAAUUACAUUACAAAGCAUCACCUCAUCAACAUUCAUCAUCUUUAACAAAGUUCAGCUUGAUCGUGUGUUUCAUCUAUGGAAAACCCAGUAGUUGAAGAAUUUGUACCUUCUUCAGGUUGGACGGAGGACUCAAGCACCCGUUGUCUCCUUGUUGAUCUACCUGGUUUCCAGAUGAAUGAGGUUCAGCUUCAAAUUACUGGCUCUGGCAAAUUGAUGAUCAGUGGAGAAAGGAAAGUAAAUGAAGACAAAAUUGUUUUUUUUGAGCAAACCUAUACAGUGCCAAAAAAUACGGACUUGGAUAAUACCACUGGAAAAUUCAGUGAUGAGAUUCUGUAUGUCACUGUCCCAAAGCAAGUGGUAGAAGAAAAGAGAACAGAUGAGAAUGUAGAAGAAAAGAGAACAGAUGAGAAUGUAGAAGAGAAUGGAACAGAUGAGAAUGUAGAAGAAAAUGGAACAGAUGAGAAUGUAGAAGGAAAUGCCAGUGGCUCCCAAAGAGAAGACGAGAAGAAAAGCAAGGGAAAUGCCAAUGUAGGGUUCUCUGAAGAGACCACAAAGGAUUUGAAGAAUAAAUCUGUGACAUGUUUGGAAAAUGUUGUGGAGAUGUUUAAAAGAAAUAAGGGAAUUCUUAUGACAGCCAUCUUGUCAUUUUCACUAGGGGUAUUGGUAACACGUAAGUCGGAAUCAACUGGAUACUGAGUUAGCUCUCGACCCUGUAUUGCUUACAUAUACUAUCUGCCUUUCAUCUCAUAUUAUACCCGAAAGCAUCUGCAUUUCGAUCUAUGUACAGAAUAAAAAUGCUUUGUAAAAAUCCAAACAAAUGAUAACUAUUCAUAACGUCCUUUUCUUCCUC